This is a messenger RNA of Solanum verrucosum, 1161 nucleotides long. Its product is annotated as GDSL esterase/lipase At5g33370-like. The transcript is spliced from 5 exons. NCBI's taxonomy places the organism in Eukaryota, Viridiplantae, Streptophyta, Magnoliopsida, Solanales, Solanaceae. Bases 58 to 1152 code for a protein of 364 amino acids. Gene Ontology annotation, molecular function: hydrolase activity, acting on ester bonds. The record is from RefSeq and is a predicted model, not a curated record.
AGUACUCUUUCCAGCUAGCUAAAUAAGAAGCUACGAUAAUAUUACUACUAGUCUAAGAUGCCUAGCCCAUUUUUUGCUACUAUUUUCCUACUAGUGUUAUUUAUUGGAACAUUUGUUAGUUGUACUGAGGGUGCACCUCGUGCUUUCUUUGUGUUUGGUGACUCUCUUGUUGACAAUGGCAACAAUAAUUAUUUACUAACUUCAGCAAGGGCAGAUUCUCCACCUUAUGGAAUUGAUUAUCCAACUCAUCGUCCUACUGGCCGUUUUUCUAAUGGCUUCAAUAUACCUGAUCUUAUAAGCCAAGAGCUUGGUGCUGAGGCUACAUUGCCUUAUUUGGACCCUGAGCUUACUGGAGAUAAAUUGCUCGUUGGAGCAAAUUUUGCUUCUGCUGGAAUUGGAAUUCUUAACGACACUGGAAUUCAAUUUGCAAACAUAAUAAGAAUAUCGACGCAAUUACAAAACUUUGAACAAUAUCAAGCACGAGUGAGUGCUCUUAUAGGAGAAGAACAAACAGAGCGGCUAGUAAAUGGAGCACUUGUUCUUAUUACUUUGGGAGGCAAUGACUAUGUCAACAACUAUUUUUUCACACCAGUUUCUGCAAGACGACUUCAGUACAAUCUUCAAGAUUUCUCUGUUUAUAUCAUCUCCGAGUAUCGAAAGAUCUUAAUGAGGCUAUAUGACUUGGGAGCUAGAAGAGUUUUAGUGACAGGAUCAGGUCCAUUAGGUUGUGUCCCAUCCAGUCUAGCCUCAAGGAGUGUCAAUGGAGAAUGUGCUGAGGAGCCUCAAAGAGCCUCAGCAAUUUUCAACCCUCUCCUUGUCCAAAUGAUUCAAGGACUCAAUCAAGAACUUGGCUCUGAUAUCUUUGUUGCUGCAAAUGCUAUGGAGAUGCAGACUGACUUCAUCACAAAUCCACAAGCUUUUGGUUUUGUGACGUCAAAAAUAGCAUGUUGUGGACAAGGACCAUAUAAUGGAAUAGGCAUUUGCACAGCUUCUUCAAAUCUAUGCCCCAACAGAGAUUUAUAUGCAUUUUGGGAUCCUUUCCAUCCUUCUGAACGUGCCAAUAAAAUUAUUGUUCAAACGCUUUUUACUGGCUCUGAUAAGUACAUGACACCAAUGAACUUGAGCACCAUUAUGGCUAUUGACUCUCUCUAAAUCCAAUUA